Molecule: messenger RNA, 2774 nt
Organism: Hyla sarda
Lineage: Eukaryota; Metazoa; Chordata; Amphibia; Anura; Hylidae
Gene: TMEM115
Product: transmembrane protein 115
Exons: 2
Coding region: 339-1358 (339 amino acids)
Biological process (GO): retrograde vesicle-mediated transport, Golgi to endoplasmic reticulum
Cellular component (GO): Golgi apparatus; membrane
Source: RefSeq, a predicted model, not a curated record
AGGGUGCACCUGUCUAUAGGUUCUUCUGUAUAGUUGUCCGUAGGAGAGGGUGCACCUGUCUAUAGGUUCUUCUAUAUAGUUGUCCGUAGGAGAGGGUGCACCUGUCUAUAGGUUCUUCUGUAUAGUUGUCCGUAGGAGAGGGUGCACCUGUCUAUAGGCUCUGUCCUGUGUAUAGCUGUCUAUAGGCUCUUGUAUAUAACAGUCUAUAAGGGAGGGUACCCGAGUAUAUAGCUGUACACCUUCAUGUAGAGACUGAACUAGUCCUGAAGUCUUGGCCACACAGUAUAUCUGGGUGUACAGAUUGGGGGGUGAUCCCAGGUUUAUCGAUCACAGACGCCAUGUUGCACUCUAUCCAUGCCAACCGCCUGGUGUCAGCGCUGUCCGGGAGCAGCGUGCUGGUGAAGUGCCUGUGGGGGGCUGUUGUGCUCCUUUACCUUCUCUCUUUCUGGGUGGACACUGCUCAUGUACUUGCCAUCACCCCAGGAUUUUUGUUGCCCCCCAACCUCUGGUUGUGGACUUUGGUGACUCAUGGACUGGUUGAACUGCACCUAUGGGACGUUCUUGCUAACCUCCUGCUAACACUGGGGGCAGGGCGCAGACUGGAGCCGCUAUGGGGGGCCCCGGAGCUGCUCCUGUUCUAUGGAGUGGUCAGCCUGUCUGUGGGGGUCCUGAGCUCCCUCUUCUUCCUGGUGGCCUAUGCCACAACCUCCGACCUGCACUUUCUGUUCUCUGCCCAGGUCCAUGGGUUUCCAGCCUUCGCUGGCGCUGUCCUAGUGGCGCAUAAACAGACGAUUGGAGAUGGGCUGGUGGAGCCUCAGCGCUGGGUGCGGCUUCUACCUCAGCUGGCAUUGCUGGGGGUCACGGCCUUGACAGUGGCUGGGCUGAUCCCUGGUCAGGUGCUGGUGGGGUACAGUCUGGGGAUGCUGUCUGGCUGGGUGUACUUGCGGUUCUACCAGAGACACAGCCGUGGACGAGGAGACAUGUCUGACCACUUCUCCUUUGCCAGUUUCUUCCCGGCACCCCUGCAGCCUGCUGCUGCUCUCCUAGGAACCCUAACACAUGCCACCCUGGUCAAACUGCGACUCUGCCCGCGAGCUGUCAAGAGGUACGAUGUGGGGGCCCCAUCCUCAAUCACCAUCAGCUUACCGGGCACUGACCCCCAAGAUGCCGAACGGAGAAGGCAGCUGGCUUUAAAGGCUCUGAAUGAACGGCUGAAGCGAGUAGAAGACCAGACAUCAUGGCCAAGCAUGGAGGAGGAAGAUGAAGAUGACAUGUCACGUGAGGCAUCCUUCAGCAGCAGUAGUAAAGCGGAUACGUCUGCCACCCAGGAGACAAGUGCAGCAACACCCAUCGUAUAACCCUCCUGUGGACACUGUCUACUGUCGGCCAGCUUUGAUCCAGCUCCCAGCAUUUGGUGAAUGCCUCGUGGUGAUCUGGAGGAGCAGAACCAUUAAAACACUACACAUCCUCUCCCAUAGGGUCCUUUACCUUCACUGUUGGUAUUGUUUGCACGGUGGAUCCCUCAGACUCCUUGUGGGACCCUUCCACUCUCUGUCUCGAUUCUUUACUGUUUCAGCUCUCCUCCCGCUACACUUCACCUCAUAGCCAAGCUCGAUCAACGCCAUCUACAGACCCAAUACCCACUAGUAACACUACCAGCAGGUACCAUCACAAGCCAGGACGAAGAAGCACUUUUGUAUGGGAUGUGCCAUCACUAUUGAGGAGCCCUUCACUCCACUUCUAUGUGCCUGGAGACAGUAAAAGUGGAUGAGACAUUUGUGGUUGCUCUGCAUUAGGGAGCAGUAAUCAGCUGGACCUUGGAAAAUAUUUUUUUUUUCUUUUCUUCAAGGAUAUUACAUUUUUUUGUCCCGGGGACGUAAAUGUUGAUAUUUUUCUGUCUGAAUUAAACUUUUGUUUUUGAAAUGAUGUGUGUGUGUGUGUGUCUGAACCCCCCCCCCCAAGGAAUAACACACACACGAGUGAUCACGUAGUGAUCUCUACGGCUGCUGCUUUCAUGAAUGGAGGCUUGGGAGAUCCAUAUUUCUGUACAGGCCUGUCCAUACCACAAGGAGGGAAUAUGGGGGGAAUUUAUCAGUGCUUUCACACGAGCACGUAAAAAAAAAAAUGAAAUCUCUGUGUUGAAUUGCGCCGGAAUAUUCUGCACGGACAUUCUGCUGCAGCAGAGUCCCAUUGAUUCUGCUGCACUGUACAUGGUGAAAUAUCCCUAACCUAGCGCCCCCUAAAAGAACAGACUUGUCUAAUUUAUUUAGCAAAGUUUCUCGGAAAUGCAUUGCCGUCUAUAAGAUGGAGCCGAGUGGUCCUUGCGCCCGUCAGAUUAUUAAAAUGUGCAGAAUGUCUGCAUGUGUUUUCUCUGCGGACAUUGGCCCAGAUUUAUCAAACUGUGUGAGAGAAAAAGUGGAGGGAUUUUCCCACAGCAACCAAUCACAGCUCAGCUUUCACUUUACCAGCUGUGAUUGGUCGCUGUGUAAAAAUCACUCCACUUUUUCUCUCACACAGUUUGAUAAAUCUGGGCCAUUCUGUACAUUUUAGUCUGUGUAAACAUGGCCUUACUGUGUACAUUGCUUAUUCCAUAAUUAUCUUGAGUUAUUCCCUCUAAUGUACCCCAGAGCUGCACUUCUGCUGGUAAAGUCACCCAAAACCCUGACCAAACGUUUUUAAAAUUGGGUUCUUCUAAAGAGGGGUGAUCUAACCCUAAACUUAAAGGGGUAUUCCAGGCAAAAACUUUUUUUUAUAUAUAUAUCAACUGGCUCCGG